GGAAGACAAUUCUUGAAGGAUUUCCCCUCAGCUUCAUAAACACCAUUUGGACGAACAGACUUGUCAAACCGCUCGAUGACAAUCUGGACGGUCCAAGUUCUUCCGAAAAGAGUCUCCACCUCCCUUCGGUAACGGAGAAUUUCCCGAUAGUGCCUCUCUUACGUGUGCAUGGGCUUGGAAUUUCUGCUCACUUUACUGCGCAAUUGUAUAAUCUUUCUAAAAUUCGAUUCUUAGUGAAGAAUUGAGCAGUGGAGAUAACUGGGUCAAAUUUGAUCCUGGAUCAUGUACUGUUGAAGUUGGUAAGGUGGAUUCUUUUGAGGAAGUGAAGGUUUCAGAAUUUGUGGGGUGUGAAAACCAGCCAUUUCGAUUGGUGCUUGGAGUAUGGAUUGGAUAUGGGUGCCAUCUCUAGCAUGUCCGUCGAGGUACCUGGUCUUUCUGUUGAUUGUGUCGGGGAGAAGUUUGCUGUUCCCAAAUUCUCCGCUAGUAAGCGCGGAUCCAUCUGCACCUACAACUCUGCACUUCAACAGCGAGGGCAUCUUUAAAAUUCUUCAGAUUGCAGAUAUGCACUACGCCAAUGGAGAAAAAACCCCAUGCCGAGAUUUGGUAGCUAAAGAGCUAAGGAGAUGCUCGGACCAGAACACCACUUUGUUCAUUCAGCGUCUUCUAUCAAGCGAAAAACCAGAUCUCGUUGUCUUUACAGGUGACAACAUCGACUUCGAUUCCAAAAAUGCCACAAAAUCUAUGGACGAAGCGUUUCAACCUGUGAUCGCUGCCAAGAUACCUUGGGCUGCAAUUUUAGGCAACCAUGACCACGAAUCAAGUAUUCCCAGAGAAGACGUGAUGAAGUAUUUGACCCAAAUGGACUACUCCCUUUCGCAAAUCUUGAAUCCCAGUAUGGGGUCUCUUUUAGGUCAAGACGAAAGUCAGAUGCCUGUCCAGGUCAAUGGCGUUGGAAACUACUACCUCCAGGUGUUUGGUCCGUCAGGAUCAGAAUCCGAGAACACGAGUUUGCUAAACCUUUAUUUUCUAGACACUGGGGAGUACUCAAAGGUACCUUCCGUCGGCGGUUAUGAUUGGAUACGAGCAAACCAGCUCCUCUGGUAUCAACUCCUAGCAGCCAAGCUUCGGGGUUCAGCACCUGAGGCAUCAACUCCAACUCCAGCGCUAGCAUACAUCCACAUUCCAAUUCCCGAAUAUGAGUCCGUACUAAAGGACCCAUCCAAGGUUCUUGGUGAGAAGCAUGAAGCUGUUCUCUCUCCUUCGAUAAAUUCAGGCUUCUUUACAGCGCUUUUGCAAGCUGGAGACGUGAAGGCUACGUUUGCUGGGCAUGACCACACGAAUGAUUAUUGUGGGGACCUAUUGGGCAUCCAUCUCUGCUACGGUGGUGGCACAGGUUAUCAUGCAUACGGGAAGGUGGGAUGGUCUCGACGAGCUCGAGUGGUCCAAGCCUCUCUGAAGAAUAAGAAGGGAGUUGCAAAAGCCACUCCAGAUAUACUUACAUGGAAAAAACUGGAUGACGCAAGAAUGAGUAAAAUAGAUCUGCAAACCCUCUACGAUGCCAGUGCUAAGAGAGGGAUUUUUGGUGCGAAGGGCGGUCCUAUGAUGAGCCCUAUCUUGCUUAUCCUGCUUACAUUAGUUAUUACUACCUGCUCCUCGUGUCUAUUCAACAGUUUGUAUGCUAAGUGCCGGAGAAAGGUGGGAGUCGAUGAAUACUCUCGUGUCACUGAAGAUAUUCCUUUAGAGAACACUUAUCCCAUUGAUUCUGAUAACUCAGAUGAUGACUGAUGGGCUGGAUUUCGAUUCCGUUAAUUGUAUUUGUAAAGCUUUUAAAUUUACAAAUCUGGUGCCAGGGCAUUGGUACUGGAAGUAAAUGCAACCUUCUCGUGA
Molecule: messenger RNA, 1887 nt
Organism: Physcomitrium patens
Lineage: Eukaryota; Viridiplantae; Streptophyta; Bryopsida; Funariales; Funariaceae
Product: putative inactive purple acid phosphatase 29
Cellular component (GO): cytoplasm
Molecular function (GO): hydrolase activity, acting on ester bonds
Source: RefSeq, a predicted model, not a curated record